AUGGAAGAGAUGAAUGCUAAAGGAGUCAUCCUGAAAGCCUUUGACCAGUUCAGGUUGAAGUCAUGUAUUGACUUCAAACCAAGGGACUCUGAGGAGUAUUACAUCAACGUCAAAAAGUUAAGCGGAUGUUAUUCAUAUAUUGGGAAAGUAAAAUCCAACGGACAGGACCUUUCCAUCGGGUCUUACUGUGAUUCCAUCUCAACGGUUGAACAUGAGUUCCUCCAUGCUUUGGGCUUCUACCAUGAACAGUCCAGAUAUGACAGAGAUGAUUAUGUGACCAUUGUUAACAAGAACAUCCGAGAAGGUUUCGAGCGUAAUUUUCAAAAAGGGAGCAAUAAAAGCACCACCACCCAGGGAGUCCCGUACGAUUUCUGGUCAGUGAUGCACUAUGGCGAAAAUAGUUUCAGCAAUGGCAACGGGUCAACAAUUCUAACCAAAGACCCAAAGUUCCAGGAUGUGAUUGGUCAAAGACUGGAAGUGAGUCCCAAAGAUGUUCUGGAGCUGAACCUCCUCUACAAAUGCAAGUCAACCAUUGCAUUUCAGAUGCAAUGCAGCUUCCCUGAUGAGACCAUGUGUCAAAUGACUAGCUGUUCACAGAGUGGGCUUGGCUGGGAAAUGGUAACUAAGGUUAAAGGGGGUCCUGUGUCUGACCACACCAGUUUACCUAGUGGCAGUGGUGAACAAGGUGAAGAUGCAGGUUACUUCAUGCAUGUUAGCACGGCAUCAGGUGAGGAGGGAGACUCGGCCUGGCUGGAGACCCACAGGAUGAGUCUCAAUAGGGAGCAUCAUGUCCAGUGUCUGCAGUUCUACUAUUUCCACAGUGGGAACAUGUCAGACCACCUCAACAUCUGGAUCAGAGAGUUUCAGGAUGAAUUGGACCUCAAGGGAACCCUACGCCUCAUGGGACAGAUCACUGGUGAGCCAACAAAACACUGGAAGCUCCAUCAUGUGUCCCUGAAUGCCACCAAGCACUUCCAGGUGGAGUUUGAGGUUCGUAAAGGAGCAGGAAGCUCUACAGGCGGCUUCUCCAUCGAUGACAUCAAUCUGUCAGAGACCGAAUGUCCACAUGUAACCAUGCAGCUUGAUGACUUUGAGCAAACCUUGAGCUCUAGCAAAUAUGGCACCACUAUUUACAGCCCUCGGCAAUACUCCAGCGGGGGCUAUGCUUACAGGGUUGGGGUUUUGUUGUAUAAUUCAUAUUUUGGAUUGUUUGUGCAACUCGUGUCUGGUGAAAAAGAUGACCGGCUGGAGUGGCCUUGCCCACAAAGGCAGGUGACCUUCAAAAUGCUGGACCAGAACGCAAACAUCCAGGUGCAGAUGUCCAAGCAAUUAAGUAUCACCAGUGAUCUAAGCACAUCCUCUGGUGGCAGCUAUCUUUGGGGCAAUCCUCGUAAAGUUGGAACUCCAUACGUAGAUGAGAAUAAUGAGAAUGCAUUCGCUGGAACUCUGCUUGGCAGAUCGUAUUUUGCCAAACAGAAGGAUAUGAAAACCAGAGAGUUCCUCAAAGGAGGAAGUGUCGCUUUUGUUUUCAGCUUCCAAGAUAUCACCCCGGUAGUCACUGGAAGUGCCCUGCCAAGUCCUCAAGUGGGACCAGUGGAGAUCAAAUAUCCUCCGAAAGAUCUGAAUGGAGGCCCCUGCUCAUCACGAAUCUCACCAACCACCACCCACUCAACUCCCAAAACAACGGAUGAGAGGUAUUCACACUGA
Molecule: messenger RNA, 1707 nt
Organism: Trematomus bernacchii (emerald rockcod)
Lineage: Eukaryota; Metazoa; Chordata; Actinopteri; Perciformes; Nototheniidae
Product: meprin A subunit beta-like
Exons: 9
Coding region: 1-1707 (568 amino acids)
Biological process (GO): proteolysis
Cellular component (GO): membrane
Molecular function (GO): zinc ion binding; protein binding; metalloendopeptidase activity
Source: RefSeq, a predicted model, not a curated record